Messenger RNA from Tachyglossus aculeatus (Australian echidna), 1494 nucleotides. It is a transcript of the gene SLC16A8, whose product is annotated as solute carrier family 16 member 8. Gene Ontology annotation, cellular component: membrane. Lineage: Eukaryota; Metazoa; Chordata; Mammalia; Monotremata; Tachyglossidae. The record is from RefSeq and is a predicted model, not a curated record. The transcript has 4 exons. Gene Ontology annotation, molecular function: monocarboxylic acid transmembrane transporter activity. Gene Ontology annotation, biological process: transmembrane transport; monocarboxylic acid transport. The coding region runs from base 1 to 1494 and encodes 497 amino acids.
AUGGGGGCAGGCGGACCGGGUGAGGACCCCCUGGCGCGGCCCCCCGACGGCGGCUGGGGCUGGAUCGUGCUGCUCGGCUGCUUCAUCAUCACCGGCUUCUCCUACGCCUUCCCCAAGGCCGUCAGCGUCUACUUCAAGGAGCUGAUGCGGGACUUCGGCGUGGGCUACAGCGACACGGCCUGGAUCUCCUCCAUCAUGCUGGCCAUGCUGUACGGCACAGGCCCCGUGUCCAGCAUCCUGGUGAACCGGUUUGGCUGCCGGCCGGUAAUGCUGGUGGGGGGCCUGCUGGCUUCUUCGGGCAUGGUCCUGGCCGCCUUCACCACCACCAUCAUCGAGCUGUAUCUGACGGCCGGCGUGCUCACAGGUCUGGGCCUGGCCCUCAACUUCCAGCCCUCCCUCAUCAUGCUGGGCGCCUACUUCGACCAGCGCCGGCCCCUGGCCAACGGGCUGGCGGCGGCCGGCAGUCCCGUCUUUCUGUCGGCCCUCUCGCCCCUGGGCCAGGUGCUGCUGGAGCGCUUCGGCUGGCGGGGGGGUUUCCUCAUCAUGGGGGGUCUCCUGCUCAACUGCUGCACCUGCGGGGCCGUCAUGAGGCCACCGGCCACGGUCCUGGCCCGGGCCAAGGAGACGCUUCCCUUGGGGGCGGCGGAGGAGGGGCGGCCACCGGGCCGAGGGCCGAACCGGGAGAGGAAGGGCCGGAGGAAGAAGCUCCUGGACUUCUCCAUCUUCACCGAGCGCGGCUUCGUGGUCUACGUGGUGGCCAAGUUCGUCCUGGUGCUGGGCCUCUUCGUGCCGGCCAUCCUCCUGGUCAACUACGCCAAGGACUCGGGCGUGCCGGACGCGGAGGCCGCCUUCCUGCUGUCGGUCAUCGGCUUCGUGGACAUCUUGGCCCGGCCGUCCUGCGGGGCCGUGGCCGGGCUGGGCUGGGUGCGACCGCGCGUGGCCUACUUCUUCAGCCUGGCCAUGCUCUUCAACGGCCUGACGGACGUGUGCGGCGCCCGGGCCCGCACCUACCCGGCUCUGGUGGGCUUCUGCGUCUCCUUCGGUCUCUCCUACGGCAUGGUCGGGGCCCUGCAGUUCGAGGUGCUCAUGGCCGCCGUCGGCCCGCGCAAGUUCUCCAGCGCCAUCGGCCUCGUGCUCCUGGUGGAGGCCUUCGCUGUCCUCAUCGGCCCACCCUCUGCCGGCCGCCUGGUAGACACCCUGAAGAACUACGAGAUCAUCUUCUACCUGGCGGGGUCGGAGGUCAUCCUCUCUGCCCUCUUCCUGGCCACUGCCACGUUCUGCUGCCUCCGGCCGGCCGAGGCGCCGCCCCAGCCCCCCGCCCCCAGCGGGGACAGUGACACUGAGGAGGCCGAGGCCCCCGAGGCCCCGCCGCCCCUGCCGGGGGCUGAAGCCGAGACCCACCUGCCCAUGGAGGAGAGGAGACCCGAAGGGGAGGGGGCAUCGGAGCCUGGGCAGGGGAGAUCAGAGGAGACCCUGGACAGAGGCAGCUUCUAG